GUUCGUGUGUAAAGUACACGUGGUUUGAUGGAUGUUUAAUUGUUCGCCGACAUGUCUCAGUCAGAUUUGGAAAUAUUUCACAAGAGAGCAACGCUCGCGGAGGAAGAAAUCGAGAAGUUGAAGAGAGACAUCGAAUCGUUGCGCACUUUGUGUCAGAGAUCUGAGAACUCUGGAGAAUCCGAGGCCGAGCUUGCCAAGCUGCGUCAGGAAAAUAGUAAACUGAAGUACAGGUUAAAUAUUCUUAAGAGGGCAAUAGAGAAUGAAAGAGCAAAACAUGGGGGUAGCGUGUUGAUUAGCUCGCUCAAGAUGGAUAGUCUCUACGAGAUGUUAUGUGAUUUGUUCCGGAGAGCUAUUAAUUCUGCUUAUCCGGAUAUACCUGACCCUCCCAUAGUGAUAACCACUUCUGGUAAUCCUAAAUUUGGGGAUUAUCAGUGCAACAGUACGAUGCCACUUAGCAAGCAACUUAGUAGUCAAGGUAUUAAAGUUUCACCACGUGACAUUGCCGCUAAGAUCAUAGCGUGCAUCGAGUCAUCACCAUUAGUGGAGAAACUGGAAGUUGCGGGUCCUGGGUUUAUAAACAUUUUUCUGAGAAAAGAGUAUGGACAAGAGGUUCUGACGGCAUUGCUGCAAAGCGGGACUGUGCCAGGACCUGUUGUAAAGAAACUGAAGGUCAUAGUUGACUUUUCAAGUCCAAAUAUUGCCAAGGAGAUGCACGUUGGGCACUUAAGGUCCACUAUUAUCGGGGAUAGUAUUUGUAGGUUGUUAGAAUAUUUGGGCCAUGAUGUUAUGAGGCUGAAUCAUGUAGGCGAUUGGGGCACUCAAUUUGGAAUGCUCAUUGCCCACUUACAGGAUAGAUAUCCGAAUUACCUGACGGUAUCACCACCUAUCUCGGACUUGCAAAGUUUCUAUAAAGAAUCAAAGACACGAUUCGAUGAAGACGAGGAGUUUAAGAAGCGUGCUUAUAACUGCGUUGUCAAAUUGCAAGCAUUUGAUUCUGAUAUUACAAAAGCGUGGCAGUUGAUUUGCGACGUGUCGAGGCAAGAGUUUCAAAAGCUGUACACACGACUCGACAUUAGAAUCACAGAGCGGGGCGAAUCAUUCUAUCAGAAGUAUAUGGAAAAGCUUGUCAAGGAAUUGGAAUCGAAUGGUUUCCUGGAAGAAGAUGAAGGUCGGAAGAUUAUGUGGGGUGCGAAACCAGGUGUCGGAAUCCCAUUGACUAUUAUCAAGUCUGAUGGUGGAUUCACUUAUGACACUUCAGAUUUGGCUGCUUUAAAGCAGCGAGUCGAAGAGGAGAAGGCUGACUGGAUAAUCUAUGUCACCGAUGCAGGCCAAGCAGUGCACUUUAAAACGAUAGAAAGUUGCGCCAGAAGAAUAGGGAUUCUAACUGAUAAGUGUAGAAUGGAUCACGUUGGUUUCGGUGUAGUAUUAGGAGAGGACAAGAAGAAAUUCAAAACUAGGUCCGGUGAUACUGUGAAGCUUACUGAUUUACUGGAUGAAGGUUUGAAGAGGGCUUUAGAGAAGCUUCGAGAAAAGGGACGUGAUAAAGUUCUUACACCGGAGGAAUUAAAGGCAGCUCAGGAGUCCAUUGCUUAUGGAUGCAUUAAAUAUGCAGACCUGCUGCACAAUCGUAACCACGAAUACGUAUUUUCCUUUGACAAGAUGCUGGAUGACAAAGGGAAUACAGCGGUGUAUCUGCUGUACGCGAUUACGAGAAUUCGUUCAAUUGCUAGGACUGCUAACGUGACCCAAGAGCAAUUGAGAACUGCUUUGGAAACGACGCCAAUUUCUUUGGAACACGAGAAAGAAUGGAAACUGGCCAAAGUUUUACUCAAGUUCCCCGAUGUGAUACUGAAGAUAACUAAAGAUUUGUAUUUACACUCGCUCUGCGAGUUUUGCUACGAGAUCUGCUGCGCCUUUACUGAGUUCUACGACAAUUGUUACUGUGUCGAGAAGAAUCAAACCGGUGAAAUAGUCAAAGUUAAUAUGGGUCGGCUGAUGCUUACAGAAGUGACAGCGAUCAUGUUAGAAAAGUGCUUUGACUUACUGGGACUGAAGCCUGUCACGCACAUGUAAGAUUUUACUUCAACUAAAUAGUUUGCAGAACUAGCUCAGCGGCUCUGUCAACUCAGAGUAUUUUUCAUGGUUUAAUAAAAACGCUAUGGUACGUA
Orussus abietinus is the source of this 2168-nucleotide messenger RNA. RefSeq names its product arginine--tRNA ligase, cytoplasmic (gene ArgRS). The record is from RefSeq and is a predicted model, not a curated record. Gene Ontology annotation, biological process: arginyl-tRNA aminoacylation. The transcript has 8 exons. The coding region runs from base 52 to 2073 and encodes 673 amino acids. Gene Ontology annotation, molecular function: arginine-tRNA ligase activity; ATP binding. Gene Ontology annotation, cellular component: cytoplasm. Lineage: Eukaryota; Metazoa; Arthropoda; Insecta; Hymenoptera; Orussidae.